Terrapene triunguis (Three-toed box turtle) is the source of this 1716-nucleotide messenger RNA. RefSeq names its product signal peptidase complex subunit 3 (gene SPCS3). Bases 217 to 759 code for a protein of 180 amino acids. NCBI's taxonomy places the organism in Eukaryota, Metazoa, Chordata, Testudines, Emydidae. Gene Ontology annotation, biological process: protein targeting to ER. Gene Ontology annotation, cellular component: membrane; signal peptidase complex. The transcript has 5 exons. The record is from RefSeq and is a predicted model, not a curated record.
CGCUGGCUGGGCGGGCUCAGGCGCAUCCGGCCCGGCCUCGCCUCUCUGCUGCUGCCGGUGGCUCACGCACCGAGGCGGUUGCUGCUGCUGCUCCUGGCCCCCCAGAAACCCGCCGCCGCCUGCCCCAGACGCCGGGCGCUGCCGAGCCGGCUGCCCGCGGUGUCCGCCCGUGGGGCUGCGGCAGGGAGGGGCUGAGAGGCCGGGCCGGGCGGAGAGAUGAACACGGUGUUGUCCCGGGCCAACUCGCUCUUCGCCUUCUCGCUGAGCGUCAUGGCGGCGCUGACCUUCGGCUGCUUCAUCACCACCGCCUUCAAGGAGCGCAGCGUGCCCGUCCGCAUCGCCGUCUCUCGGGUCAUGCUAAAAAAUGUGGAAGACUUCACUGGGCCUAGAGAACGAAGUGAUCUAGGAUUUGUUACAUUUGAUGUUACUGCAGAUCUGCAAACUAUAUUUGAUUGGAAUGUUAAACAGUUAUUUCUGUAUUUAUCUGCAGAAUAUUCAACAAAAAACAAUGCCCUGAACCAGGUUGUCCUUUGGGACAAGAUCGUUUUGAGAGGAGAUAGUCCAAAGCUGUUACUAAAAGACAUGAAAUCAAAAUACUUUUUCUUUGAUGAUGGAAAUGGUCUCAAGGGAAACAGAAAUGUCACUUUGACUCUCUCCUGGAACGUUGUACCAAAUGCUGGCAUUCUACCUCUUGUGACAGGAUCAGGACAUGUAUCUGUUCCGUUCCCAGAUACUUAUGAAACAGCAAAAAGUUAUUAAAUUAUUAUACUGAAUCCUAAGCAACAUAUUUUUAUACUUGUAUAUUAUGAAUAAAUUUUAUCACUUUCUCCUCCUAUCCCCCGCAGCUCUCCAGUCAAAGGUACUUGUUUUCUUUGGCUCUAACUGAGCAGGAAAAAAAACAGCUGAAAUUUAGACUUUUUUUUUUAUUAUUAUUUUAAAUAAAACAUUGAUGCUGAAACUUACAGGAAACGUAAACUGAUGGUUUAAAAUUUUUGAAAAAUUAACUUUUUUUUGUUGGCCAUGUGGGUAGAAAAAUAUGUUUCUUAUAAAUAAACAUGUAAAACCAGAACAUAGUCUGAUUAUUUUAAAAUUUAUUAUCAAAGUGUUUAUGUAAUCUAUCUAAAGCGCAAUGCACAAAUUUCAGUGUUGUAGUCAAAAAUGUAGGAGUACUUGCAGGUUCAUAGGCACUGUGGCUAUUGUAUUGUAUUCUUCAGCUGCUGCUAAAUAAGUGAGUUUAGAAUGCUGCAUUAAGGUAGAUUGUUUCCUUUCUAGUAGCAUCAAAAGCCACUCAAAAUUGUUGUUCAUCAUUAUCCAUGAGCCAUCAAUCAGGAGUAUUUUCGUACUAUUCCAGCUCAAAUUUGAUGUUGGUUGAACAGAACUCCUUAUUUGAAAGAUUUAUGUAAUAUUGAUUUAACAAGAAUGUGCCACUGAUUUAACAAGAGUAUGUGUUUUGUGUUUAAAAAAACCACACAAAUCUUUUAAGAGCUGUUUACAACACAGAUAUCAGUAGAAAUCAUAAGCAGGAUAAAACAGUGGAAAAAUACCUCUAGCAUAUAAAUUGGCAAUUUUUUUGCUUAUUUGGAAAAACUUAAUAUUAACCAAGUGUAAAUUUUUCUCACACUUGUACAAAUAAAUCAUUUUGGGUUAAAGUCAGAAGAUAAUCUCAAAGCAUUUAGGAUGUGUUGUGCAAUAUAUAUAAUAAAAAUGUUCUUUUUU